Molecule: messenger RNA, 952 nt
Organism: Myotis daubentonii (Daubenton's bat)
Lineage: Eukaryota; Metazoa; Chordata; Mammalia; Chiroptera; Vespertilionidae
Gene: ZCRB1
Product: zinc finger CCHC-type and RNA binding motif containing 1
Biological process (GO): mRNA splicing, via spliceosome
Cellular component (GO): U12-type spliceosomal complex
Molecular function (GO): zinc ion binding; RNA binding
Source: RefSeq, a predicted model, not a curated record
CAGGCUCUUCCUGCUGUGUGUAUGCGAGGUCUUACACAUAUUCGAAAGCACUGUUUGCUCUCAGCCUGAGGGAAGAUUAGUAAGGACCGGGUUUUUCUCUCAUCUGUUUAAACCGCACUUCCCCAUUCACACUGUAGGCCGGCACUAGAAGGGUUAAUUAGUGUGAAGAAUCCACUUGAAAUAGGACCAGAAAAUCUCUUAAGUGGUGUCUGGAGAAAAGGAAUUCCUUAAUUCACCCAACUGGGGAGUCAUUAUUCACUAUUACUAAGCAAAAUGAGUGGUGGAUUGGCCCCAAGUAAAAGUACAGUGUAUGUAUCCAAUUUGCACUUUUCCCUGACCAACAAUGACUUAUACCGGAUAUUUUCCAAGUAUGGCAAAGUUGUAAAGGUUACUAUAAUGAAAGAUAAAGAUACCAGGAAGAGUAAAGGUGUUGCAUUUAUUUUAUUUUUGGAUAAAGACUCUGCACAAAACUGCACCAGGGCAAUAAACAACAAACAGUUAUUUGGUAGAGUGAUAAAAGCAAGCAUUGCUAUUGACAAUGGAAGAGCAGCUGAGUUCAUCCGAAGACGAAACUACUUUGAUAAAUCUAAGUGUUAUGAAUGUGGGGAAAGUGGACACUUAAGUUAUGCCUGUCCUAAAAAUAUGCUUGGAGAACGUGAACCUCCAAAGAAGAAAGAGAAAAAGAAAAAAAAGAAAAUUCCUGAACCAGAAGAAGAAAUUGAAGAAGUAGAAGAAAGUGAAGAUGAAGGAGAAGAUCCUUCUCUUGACAGCCUCAGUCAGGCCAUAGCUUUCCAGCAAGCCAAAAUUGAAGAAGAACAAAAAAAGUGGAAACCCAGUUCAGGGGGUCCCUCAACUUCUGAUGAUUCAAGACGCCCAAGGAUAAAGAAGAGCACAUAUUUCAGUGAUGAGGAAGAACUUAGUGAUUAAAAUUAUAUUUAUUAUGUAAAUAUUU